Aspergillus calidoustus is the source of this 2600-nucleotide messenger RNA. The record is from the annotation of a GenBank genome assembly. NCBI's taxonomy places the organism in Eukaryota, Fungi, Ascomycota, Eurotiomycetes, Eurotiales, Aspergillaceae.
AUCCACCAGUACAGUAAUUCUUAUCGAUAAUGGCGGUGCCUGGAUUCUAAAAAUUCCAUCACGCCUCGGUCCCCACUCUUUCUGAUCCAGGCUGCCUGCCAGCUUACUCCCCGCGCCCCUGUCUCAGUGUCUCUGUGCCUGAACCUCGACAGGCAGGCACCGACAAUGAUGGCCAAAACUCUCAAGGAGAGCAUCAUCGAGCUACGCGAAAUUCACAACCCCGCAAACGAUGAUGUAGACGACGACAAUCACAAGCGAGAAUCUCGGACGCCUUGGGGUCACAGUCGCACAGGCACUCGCUGCCGCAGGCGCCGCGGGGGCGGAUGGAAGCGCACACUGUACUUUGGCGCAAUCUGGGCGUCCAUGAUCCUAAUCCUCAAUCUCGUCCUGGUAAUCUGGGCCUCGACGCGGCGGUCACCGGAGGGCGCGUCCGUACUAUAUGCGGGCGAUUGCGCGCGCACGAAGCAGAUUAGCUCGUGGGUGCAUGUUCUCAUUAACAUGCUGAGUACGGGGAUGUUGGGUGCGAGUCAUUUUGCGAUGCAAUGUCUAAGUGCGCCGGCGCGCGAGGACGUCGAUCGCGCUCAUGCCGAGGGGAGAUGGCUUGACAUCGGGGUUCCGAGUAUGCGGAAUCUGUUGAGUAUACCGAGGCUGCGGCGGUGGUUGUGGGUCGGCCUGGUUGCGUCUUCUGUGCCGCUGCAUUUAUUCUACAACUCCACAGUCUACUCGACGAUUUCCGUAAACAGCUACGACGUCUUCGUCGCAAACUCCAGCUUCCCCACGCUGAAACGCGCCGACGUGAUAAGCGCUUACAUAGGAACCUACAAUGAAACCUACGACCACCUCUCCUCGACCAGCUGGGCGGCUAACAGCCCAAUCCGCUCGUCGGAACGGAUGCUUGCCUCGGCGCAUGCUAACAACCUGACACGCCUCACGCCAGAGGAAUGUAUCACGGCGUACGCGACGGACUGGCAAUCAAAGUACGGCGGCGUGGUCCUGAUAAGCAGUGCAUUCAACGGCUCGGAAUACGCCAUCGACUUCGUCAUGCAGCAACUGGCUCCGCGGCCCGCAGACAGCCAGCAGGAUCCGUUUGGGUGGGUAUGCAUGGAGGGCAGCGAGGUAUCAGACUCAGCGCGCCAGUGCCAGUCGGAGCUGGCGAGCGUGAAGCGAGAUGCGAACUCGACGCGGGGCUGGGUGGUGGAUGGGUACAAGGUCGAUUAUUGCCUCGUCGAGGAGACGCCGCAAAAGUGUACGCUGGAAUAUAGUCUGACGCUGUCGAUUGUGGUUCUUGUUACGAAUGGAGUCAAGAUUGCGGUGAUUUUGGGGACGAUUUUGAGUCUGCGUGCGAAUCCGCUUUUGACCCUGGGGGAUGCGGUUGCGUCGUUUUUGAGCGUGCCGGAUGAGAGAUCGAGGGGGUUGGGUCUGAUCACGAAACAGUUGGUUACGGCGAAGACACAGCCGCCUGGCAAGCAGGAUCAUAGUGACCUCCCUGAGUAUAACCCACACCCAAAGCGCCGAUGGAGGUCCGUAUCUAUAGAGCGAUGGGCAGUCACUUCGUUCAUGUAUAUGUCCUCCGUAAUCCUCGCCUCCGUCCUCCUAAUCUGCGGCCUGGCGGUAAUGGCCGCAUCCAAGUCCGGCCUAUGGACAUCCGGAUUCGCCACCAUCGACACGAGAACCAUGGUCAGCACGUACUACUGGUCCGACACGCUCAUCUCCAACUCGCUCGUCGCAAAUAUCCCACACCUCCUCUUCUCAUCCCUGUACUUCCUCAUUAAUGGUGUUAUGACCACCAUGGCGCUUUCGACUGAAUGGUCUGCUUUUGGUGUAUCCAGGAAAGGUCUUCGUGUCUCGACGCCGGCAAGGGGAUCACAGCGCCGAGCGCGGUUCCUCUCGUUACCGAGGCGAUAUAGCCUUCCGCUUCUCGGUAUCUCGGGGCUCUUGCACUGGCUCAUGUCGCAGAGUAUUUUCCUUGUAAGGGUUCUAGCCCGCGACGCGUACCAGAGACGGGAUACCACGAGGGAUACGACGACGGUUGGCUGGUCGCCGCCGGCUAUCCUGACGGGGCUGUGUGUGGGAAUGCUUUUGCCGGCGGGGGUUGUCUGGCUUGCGGUUCGGUUCUUCAAGUCCGGGAUGCCUGUUGCGGGGAGUUGUAGUCUUGCGAUCGUGGCGGCUUGUCAUCCCGCUGGUGGGAAGAACAUGGAGAUUGGUACGGGGGAGGACGAGAUUGAGAAGCAGAAGGAGGGGGUGGAGUGUAAGGAGGUGCAAUGGGGCGUUGAGUCGUAUGGUCUUGAUUCCGCUGUUGGGGCUGGGGGCGUGGGAGGCGGAGGGGUCGGACAUUGCGCGUUUUCGGAAGGGUUCGUCGCUGCGCCGAUAGCGGGGUGUGCUUAUCGAUGACAUUUAUAAUGUAGACAUGGACAAAUUAUCCGAGAUAUUAUGUAUUGAUCAUACGUGAUACACUAAUAUGAUACGCCAACAUUGCUGCCUGGGUCUCGUGCACCGCUGCUGGAUUGUGUCUCAUUGCCAGAACCUCCAGUAAGCUUAAGACUAGAAUAUUGACUAUGCGAAAUGGCUUCUCGAGGAAUCGUUUCUUCAUUACUGCCCUG